AUGGCAUGGAAGAGCUCCCUGAAGGCAGCGGGAUUUGGCAUCGACCUCUAUGGCUUUCCCGAUAUGUUGGCUGCCGUGAGAACUCAUCAUGGAGAUCCUUCCAUCCGAAGAUUGUCUGAAGAGGUUGAGAGGCAUCUUCGAUUUCAGCCUGGGGACCUUUUUGGUUCCAAGGCUGGAGCACUCAAGCAGACAUCAUCCGCAGCGGAAGCAGCAGCUGUAUCGGAGGUGGAUGUGCAGGUGACAGUGACACAUCCCACCGACCGCGAUUCUGUGGUGGUAACGGUGCCUGGAAGCGCCAACAUGAAGCACGUGAAAGAAGCUUUGGCCGCGAAGCUGGGAAGACCCGAGAUCACGCGCAAUGGUCGAAUGGUCAUUGAGAGCCAGAAUGGGGAUCUAUUACCAGUGCCAGAUGGGCAGAGGUUAGGAGGAAAGCGACAAGUGUUGAUGGUGGGCAUUUCUUUGUCUGCGCCUGCUGCAAGCUUUGCAAAUGCAGUUCCGACGCCAGCAGGUCCAGAGCCGAAGUCUACCAGAGAUAGGCCGCUGAAUUUGGGAGAAGCCAAGGAAUUGCUGAAGGCCUUUCGGGAGAUUGCCAGCUCAAAGGAGUUCCAGCGGACCUUGGGCAACAUCCACAAGCAAGGUCCUGAUUCCGUGCAGAAGAUGCAGCCCAUGUUCAUCGGCCAGUCCUUCAACAGGACACUGGCCAUGUAUGAUUUCCCCCUGACCAACGAGGGCUAUCAGGAUAUGGCGCGAGGAAUCAGCAAACACUCCUGGAAUGUCCACGUCAAGGCACAAGCUCACGAGGUGGAACGCCUGUUGCGGAUGCCUCCCGGCUCUUUCUUCGGCAUCCCUGGCGAAGCGGGGCAGGAACCGGAGUACCCUCCUUUGGAGCAGGAUGAGCCCAAGGCACGGCCAAAGAUGCAGCCGAAAGUACAGCCAAAGACACAGCCUUCAGCGUCAAGCAGGUCUCGAUUCAUCGAGGUGGUGGCCAAACAUGCUGUGGACAAUUCGGAAGUGAGAGUUGAGCUUCCACAGAACGCAACGUUUUACGACUGCAAACAGGCCAUCUCUAAACUGCUUGGCCGAGAUGAGAUUCUCCGAAAGGGCAGGUUGGUGCAGAAGAAAGGAGGCGUCUAUUCAGCUUUCAAGGAUGAUGAUCCUUUGGGAGAGACGCGACAGGUCCUGGUCUUGGGCGCGGACCUACGGACGGAGGAGGACAGCCAUGACGAGGCUAUGCCACCGGUGCAUCCCUACGCCGAGAUGAAGCGCCCCCCGCAGCACAUCGCCACAGAGCCGCCAGGCCGGCCGCAGCCCUAUGCGGUAAAGAGCCGACCACAGGAAGAGUUGAAUGUGCCUCCCCCGCGCGUCAGCGAUUUCAGGGAUGGCAUGGAGACACCGCAGACGGCGUCUCAGCCGGUGCCGGCACGUUUCGAACCACAGACACGAGCCGAGCCGAAGCCGAAGGUGGUGGCGAAACCCAAGCCUCCACCACCACCUCCUGAAGAAUACGAGAUACGCAUCAAACAUGCGGUGGAGGCGGGUGAAGUUCCUUUGAAGAUUUGGACCAACUGGACCUUUGGUGCAGUCAGAGAUGCUUUGUCCAAGAAGCUGAAGAGGGACGACAUCCAGAAGAAGGCUCGUUUCGUGUUCAAAGCCGGCACGGGCACUGCGCCAUGGAUCGCCUUCAAGGACCACGAGAUUGUGGGCUGGAAUCCUGAUGGUAGCCGCCGCAACGAACUCAUGUUGCUGGGCGUAGAGCUGGAACCAGAGCGCGAGGGUCCACUGUCUUUGGAGCUGACUCAACGUCUGCUGGAGGAAUUUGAGAAGGCCUGUGGGCAAGAAGAGACGCAAGUGGCACUUCAGAAGCUGUUGGAUCGUGGUGGCGUGGCGCUGCAGCUGGGUCUGACUCAGCUGAUGGGCCAAGCCUCCCAGAGGGCUGCAGAACAGCUGCAGCUGGGCCACUGGAAGCUCCAGCGCUUGAUGGAUGCUGUGAAGGCGAGUCCGGCUCAUGGAAGUGACCGCAGCAUCCAAGAGCUCUCAAGCCGCGUGGAAAAAACCCUGCGCCUGGAGCCUGGGAAGCUCUUCGGCCUUCGCCAGGCGAGCACUUCCAGCACUGCUUCGGCCAUCAAGGGCCUUUUGGGGCGGAGCCAGGACUGGAUGUACAGGGUCAGGGUGGUAACUUGUGCCGCGGCUGUCUUCUUGUGCCGCAAACGGUGUGCCGUUGGGAAGUCCAUGAUAUACAUGUCAUUCUUACUGGAUGAAUCAAUUGUUUGUGGCAUUGAUUUUUCUAACACCUUGCAGGGGCACACAUGUUUUUGA
Cladocopium goreaui is the source of this 2316-nucleotide messenger RNA. The record is from the annotation of a GenBank genome assembly. Lineage: Eukaryota; Dinophyceae; Suessiales; Symbiodiniaceae.